This is a messenger RNA of Schistosoma guineensis, 654 nucleotides long. The record is from the annotation of a GenBank genome assembly. Lineage: Eukaryota; Metazoa; Platyhelminthes; Trematoda; Strigeidida; Schistosomatidae.
AUGAGUCAUACUAGAGAUGCAGCUGACCAGAACUUCGAUUACAUGUUCAAACUGCUUAUUAUCGGCAAUUCGUCUGUUGGAAAAACGUCGUUCCUUUUUCGGUACGCUGAUGAUAGCUUCACAUCGGCUUUCGUUUCGACUGUCGGGAUUGACUUCAAAGUAAAGACAGUAUUCAGACAAGACAAAAGGGUGAAACUGCAAAUAUGGGACACAGCUGGUCAGGAACGUUACCGUACCAUAACAACAGCUUAUUACCGUGGUGCAAUGGGUUUCAUAUUAAUGUAUGAUAUUACCAACGAAGAAUCUUUCAAUGCUGUUCAGGAUUGGGUAACUCAAAUUAAAACGUAUUCAUGGGAUAAUGCGCAAGUGGUUCUUGUUGGUAAUAAAUGUGAUCUCGUAGAUGACAGAGUUGUAUCUGUCGAUCGAGGCAGACAUUUAGCUCAUCAAUUGGGCUUGGAAUUUUUCGAAGCCUCAGCCAAAGAAAAUAUUAACGUAAAGAAUGUAUUUGAUCGUCUUGUUGAUAUUAUAUGCGAUAAAAUGUCUGAUAAUAUAGAUAAUAACCCAGGUGCGGUUGGUGGGACAUCGAAAGGUAAUCGAUUGACCGAUAAACCUCAACAGCAACAACAAAAUCAACAGGGCCAAUGUCAAUGCUAA